This is a messenger RNA of Ostrea edulis (European flat oyster), 1373 nucleotides long. RefSeq names its product C-type lectin domain family 4 member D-like. The transcript has 4 exons. Gene Ontology annotation, molecular function: fucose binding; D-mannose binding. NCBI's taxonomy places the organism in Eukaryota, Metazoa, Mollusca, Bivalvia, Ostreida, Ostreidae. Gene Ontology annotation, cellular component: external side of plasma membrane. Bases 296 to 916 code for a protein of 206 amino acids. The record is from RefSeq and is a predicted model, not a curated record. Gene Ontology annotation, biological process: biological process involved in interspecies interaction between organisms.
CUUAGACUAGGAUACUUUCUUACAUGAAAUUGCACAAUAUUAUGGAAAUCGCCCUCGUUAUGCGUGGUUUAUUGCGCUGUGUAUCCUAAUAUUCAGAGGGUGUUACGUGUUUUAUAUACUUUGUUGUUGUUUUUUUUUGUUCCCGUCACUUUGCUUAAUGCAAUAUGUAACUUCCUUCUCUACUAACCAUAGGUGGUGCUCAGCAACGAUAUAAAGAUAUACUGUAUAAUUUGUGUUUUUAAACAUAGAAAAUAUAGGUUAUUUGGAUAUACAAAGAAAUUAUCCUCAACAGAGUAUGAGAAUUAUCACUUUAUCACUAUUCGUGUGUUUUUUAACACUAACCGCUGAUGGUCAGAAAAUCUUCGACACUGGGGAAAAAUGUCCAGAUGAUGAGGAGCGACUACUUAUAAACCUGCGAUUAUCCAAUGCACAGAUGUUUGAGGACUUUAAACGGUCGAUAUAUAAAGAUGCCGAGGAUAUAUAUAGGAGAUUAACCACACUUGAGUCCAAAGCCUCGAACACGAAAUGGGCGUAUUUCCAGGGUUCCCUCUACUUCCUCACACUUGAAAAACGGACAUGGAAAACAGCGCAGGAAAUAUGUGCACAAAAUAGAAGUAGGUUGGUGGAAAUUGAAACGGAACAAGAACACGAUUUCAUUGUGAACAACAUAUAUGAACCAAAUUCACCAAAUGGAGGUUUUGUAUGGCUUGGCGCUACUUACAAUAAAAGUGAAAGCAAGUUUGUUUGGAGUUCCACUGGAUUGCCUCUGGGGUUUAGCUUCUGGAGAGCUGGAGAGCCCAAGGCGACUACAGAUGUAACGGAUUGCGUACAUGUACAUGUGAAGGAGAAAGGGAUCUGGGAUACCACUCCUUGCGGAUAUAGCUUUAGCUACUUGUGUGAAUUGAAAAUUACUUAACAUAACUACAUGUACAGGAUUCAUAAUUACACAACAGAUUAUUCGAAUUAUUGCUAUCAGAAUAGUAAAUUUGAAGGUCUAAUGACAAAUCAUUCCAACACAGAGAUGGAUAUGGACUAUGUAUUAGGGAAAACUUUAAAAUCAAGUAAAUGACUGGCUAGGGACAUUUUAUUUACAGAUCCAAAGUACAUGCUUAAACUGCUUACAAAGAUGAAUAUAUAAUGUUUUGAGUUUUGUAAUUUAGAUAUUUGUGAUAAACGUACAUGUUGUCCUUCAAUAAAAAGUUUGGUUCUCACAAUCGUGGGGUACGUAUAUUGAAAUACUACUGUUAUGGACAUGUUUGUGACGUAAUGUUUAAAUAAAUUGAUUUAAUGAUUAUUUACAAAAUAGGAUGCAUAAAACAUGUCUUUAGAAGGUGUAUAGUGUCAAAAUGUUAAAAAAAGAAAUUGAGCUUCCA